Messenger RNA from Lachnellula hyalina, 1113 nucleotides. RefSeq names its product Methylenetetrahydrofolate dehydrogenase [NAD(+)] (gene mtd1). Gene Ontology annotation, biological process: purine nucleobase biosynthetic process. The transcript is spliced from 2 exons. Lineage: Eukaryota; Fungi; Ascomycota; Leotiomycetes; Helotiales; Lachnaceae. Gene Ontology annotation, molecular function: methylenetetrahydrofolate dehydrogenase (NAD+) activity; methylenetetrahydrofolate dehydrogenase (NADP+) activity. Gene Ontology annotation, cellular component: cytosol. The record is from RefSeq and is a predicted model, not a curated record. The annotation marks the transcript as partial.
ACGCGGGUGAAAUUCCCUGUCUGUCCUGCUACUCGUACUUAUACGCAACCAAUUCGAUUCCAAAGCGUCCCAACUCCUACGAAUUUCGGCCACACGAUUUCCACAAUGGCAUCCAAAGAACCAGCACCUAACUGCAAGGUGUUUCUGGCUGGAACCAUAGCCAAGGGACUACUGGCAGAGGUUGCAGAAGGGCUCUCCAAACUUGAUACCAAGCCGAAGCUCGUAGGGUUUUUAGCCAAUGAUGAUCCGGCAGCUAGAAUGUACGCCGACUGGUCGGCGAAGACAUGCAUAGAAAAUGGCUUUGAUUUUGACCUCCGAAUCGUUGGCAAGGAGGAAAUCGAAGAGCGCAUCCUCGCAGCUAAUACCGAUUCUACUAUUCACGGCAUAAUCGUCUACUACCCAAUCUUUCCACGCCCGUCUGGCCAAGACAGAUACAUCCAGCAAAUUGUUGCUUUAGAAAAGGAUGUCGAGGGUCUUUCACAUAGAUACGUGUUCAACAUGUACCAAAACAUACGAUUUCUGGAUCUCCCCACAAACUCGCUCAAGUCAAUCUUGCCCUGCACGCCCCUCGCAGUGGUCAAAGUUCUCGAAUACUUGCAGAUUUACAACUCCAUACUUCCCUACGGAAACCGCCUCUUCGGAAAAACAAUCACAGUUAUCAACCGCAGCGAAGUGGUUGGCCGACCACUUGCCGCUCUUCUAGCGAACGACGGCGCGAAGGUCUUCUCGGUCGACUUGGACGGCGUCCAAAUCUUCACGCGGGGUCAGGGAAUCAAGAAGUCUCACCACGAGGUCCAUGUUCAGGAUGAGAGUUUCACAAUCAAAGAUUGCCUACCAAUUAGCGAUGUUGUUAUUAGCGGGGUGCCCGGGGACAAAUACAAGGUGGACCUGAGCCUUGUUCGAGACGGAGCUGUGUGUGUGAAUUUCAGCAGUGAGAAGAACUUUGAUUCCCCUGCAGUGAAGGAGAAGGCUAGCAUCUACAUUCCGGCCAUUGGAAAGGUCACGAUCGCUGUUCUGCUGAGGAAUUUACUACGUCUCGUGCAGAACCAAAAUGCGGGAAAGAAAGUAGUAGAAGGCGGACAGGAGACAUCCAACGGUUCGGUGAGUAAUUAG